Molecule: messenger RNA, 7467 nt
Organism: Labrus mixtus (cuckoo wrasse)
Lineage: Eukaryota; Metazoa; Chordata; Actinopteri; Labriformes; Labridae
Gene: abca3b
Product: ATP-binding cassette, sub-family A (ABC1), member 3b
Exons: 31
Coding region: 310-5436 (1708 amino acids)
Biological process (GO): lipid transport; transmembrane transport
Cellular component (GO): intracellular membrane-bounded organelle; membrane
Molecular function (GO): ABC-type transporter activity; lipid carrier activity; ATP hydrolysis activity
Source: RefSeq, a predicted model, not a curated record
UGAAUUCACGGGCUUAUCCUGCCGCUGCUGCUGCAAAGUCAUCGCCUUGUUAGAGGAAGGCAGCAAACUGGAGGUGGAAAACACUGAGCGGCUGCGGACAACCUGAGCUUCACUAAUGCUAGCAGAGCCUUGACAGUGUCGGCGAAGAGAGAAGAAGCCCCGGUGUGAUGGUUUUGUUGUCGGUUUGAUACAAAAGGAGGAAUUGUUUUCACCUCCCAGGAAGAGGGACCCACAGCGUGUGAAGUUCAUAUGACGAAACCUGCCUUCUGAGCCACUGUAGAGGGCUGACUGGACUGUGUACCGAUCAAAAUGGCUAUCAUACGACAAUUCAGACUACUGGUGUGGAAAAACUAUCUUCAGCAGAAACGUCAAAUCCUGGUCACCCUGGUGGAGAUCCUGCUGCCCCUGCUCUUCUCCGGUAUCCUCAUUGUGCUACGUCAGAAGGUUCCUUUUAAGGACUACCCAAAUGCCACCGUCUAUGAGAGCUACGCCGUGGACCGGCUACCAAGGAUUGCCUUCAGACCCUUACAGCUGGCUUAUGUGCCCAGUAACUCCAGCGCAGUGCGUCAGGUGGCAGAGUACGUGCGAGGGAGCCUGUUCCUCUCCUCAGUGCGUGGCUUUGAGACAGAGGAGCAGUUUGAGGACUUUGUGAGGAAGGACCCACUGUCAGGAAAGAUACUAGCGGCUGUGGUGUUCGAGCACCCUUUCACCCAUGACGAUGAACCUCUGCCCAUUAAGGUGGGCUACCAUCUGCGGUUCACCUUCACCCCGCGCAACGCCCCACCCAAGGAGAAGUCGGAGCUCAACCCGAACAGUGACCUGGACUGGCACACGCUUAGCCUCUUUCCCCUCUUUCAGCUGCCAGGGCCGAGGGAGCAGUACGACAAGGAAGGAGGCACACCUGGUUACUUCCGAGAGGGAUUCCUGGCUGUGCAGCAUGCAGUGGAUCGAGCCAUCAUGAUCUCGUACAACAGAACUGCAGCUUCCCCUCUGCUGCGACAGAUCAGAGUGGUCCUGUCCAGAUUCCCUUACCCUGCCUUUAUUUAUGACGUCUUCAUCCUGGCCAUUCAGAACCAACUGCCUCUACUGCUGGUGCUCAGCUUUACAUACACUUCUCUCAACAUAGUUCGGGCUGUGGUGCAGGAGAAGGAAAAGAAGCUCAAGGAGUAUAUGAGGAUGAUGGGUCUCAGUAACUGGCUCCACUGGAGCGCCUGGUUCCUCAUGUUCUUCCUCUUCCUCUCCAUUUCAGUCUUUCUGGUCACUCUGCUUCUCUGUAUCCAGGUGAGCCCUAACGGAGCAGUGCUGACCUACAGUGACCCCACGCUGGUGUUUGUCUUUCUGCUCGUCUUCGCCGUGUCCACCAUCAACUUCAGCUUCAUGAUCAGUACCUUCUUCUCUCGAGCAAAUGUGGCUGCAGCAGCAGGCGGCUUUAUCUAUUUCAUGAGCUACCUUCCCUAUUUGUUCCUCUGGCCACGCUACGACCUACUGAGCCAUGCCCAGAAGGUGUCAGCCUGCCUCAUCUCAAACGUGGCCAUGGCUAUGGGCGCUCAACUCAUGGGAAUGUUUGAAGGCAAAGGUACGGGAAUCCAGUGGUCCAACAUGUUUGACUCUGUGACGGUAGACGACGACUUCUCCAUGGCCCAGGUGUUGGGCCUGCUGAUGUUUGACGCAGUGCUGUAUGGGUUGGUGGCGUGGUACAUGGAGGCAGUUUUUCCUGGGGAGUAUGGCGUGCCUCUGCCAUCCUACUUCUUCGCACUGCCAUCAUACUGGUGCAGCAGUCCCCGCAUGGCUUUGGUUAACGAAAAGGAAGAAGAGGAAGAUGCAGAAAAGGCUCUAAAAGGAGAGUUUAUAGAAGAAGAGCCUGCUGGACUCGUCUCCGGGGUCAAAAUUAAACAUCUGGCUAAGGAAUUCAAAGUGGGUAACAAGACCCGGCAGGCUGUGCGGGAUCUUACUCUGAACAUGUUUGAGGGGCAGAUCGCAGUGCUGCUAGGACACAAUGGUGCAGGAAAGACCACAACGCUGUCCAUGCUGACAGGGUUGUUUCCCCCCACCAGUGGCAGAGCGUAUAUCAACGGCUACGACAUCUGUCAGGACAUGGCUCUGAUCCGCCGCAGUCUGGGGCUCUGUCCUCAGCAUGACGUACUUUUUGAUAACCUAACUGUCAGAGAGCACCUGCUCUUCUACGCUCAGCUGAAAGGCUACUCCAAAGAAAAGAUUCCAGAUGAGGUGGACCGGAUCAUCCGUAUCCUGAACCUCGAGAACAAGCGAAAGGCUCGCUCAAAAACUCUCUCUGGAGGCAUGAGGAGAAAACUCUCUAUAGGCAUUGCCCUCAUUGGAGACUCCAAGGUGGUGAUGUUAGAUGAGCCCACGUCAGGUAUGGACCCAUCAGCACGACGAGCCACCUGGGACCUUCUGCAAGGGGAGAAACGCGGCCGCACCAUCCUGCUCACCACGCACUUCAUGGACGAGGCCGACCUGCUCGGCGACCGCAUCGCCAUCAUGGCGGGAGGAGAGCUGCAGUGCUGCGGGUCACCGCUGUUCCUUAAGAACAAAUAUGGCGCUGGCUACCACAUGGUGAUAGUGAAAGAUGCUCUUUGUAACGUGUCCGAGAUCACCCGCCUCGUGCACAUGUAUGUUCCUAACGCCACACUGGAGAGCAGCGCAGGGGCUGAGCUCGCUUACAUCUUGCCCAAAGAAAGCACCAGCAAGUUUGAGCUGCUGUUUGCUGAGCUGGAGAUGAACAGAGAGGAGCUUGGCAUCGCCAGCUACGGGGCUUCAGUGACCACCAUGGAAGAGGUUUUCCUCAGGGUGGGAAAGUUGGUGGAUUCCAGUUUGGACAUCCAGGCGAUCCAGCUGCCUGCGCUGCAGUACCAACACGAGAGACGCUCCAAUGACUGGACCACAGACGAUGCCAGCAGCAUCAGUGGCAUGACCGACGUCACUGACUUCACAGACAGCGGCACACUCAUCUCAGAGGACUGCUCCAACAUCAAGCUGAACACCGGGGCCAGACUUCACCUGCAGCAGUUUUAUGCCAUGUUCCUGAAGAGGGCGCUGUACAGCUGGAGAAACUGGAAGGUGAUGGUGGCCCAGUUUCUUGUGCCUUUGGUCUUCACUGUUGUGGCCUUAGUUGUUGCACGCAGCAUCCCUGAUCACGGGAACGCUCCUCAUCUGAGGCUGGCCCUCAGCCGAUAUGGUGCCACCAAGGUCCCUGUGGCUCUGCAGCCUGAGCCGGGUCCCCUGGCUGCUGCUCUGGCAAAUACAUACAGCUCACAGCUCUCUGCCCAGCUGGGCCAGCUCGUCAACAUCACUGACUUUACAGAUUACGUCCUGAAUCAGGCCGAUAAAGAAGGCGGCAGCUUUAAUGAGCGCUGCGUGGUGGGUGCUGCUUUCCGUGGCAGCAGGAAUCAAUAUCCAGAAGCUACGGCCUACUUCAACAACCAGGGCUAUCAUACACCGGCCACAGCCCUCAUGAUGGUGGACAACGCUCUCUUUAAACUUAUAGCGGGGCCGAAUGCUUCCAUUGAGACCGGGAAUUACCCCAUGCCCCGUAACCUGUCUGAAUCCGCAAAGAGCCAGCUUACAGAGGGAAAGACAGGCUUCGUCGUGGCCAUCAACCUGAUGUACGGUAUGGCCUCUCUGUCCAGCACCUUUGCCCUGCUGCUUGUAACAGAGUCUGCAAUCAAGUCCAAGCAUGUGCAGCAGGUCAGCGGAGUCUACCUGUCUAACUUCUGGUUUUCUGCGCUGCUGUGGGACCUCGUCAACUUCCUGCUGCCCUGUCUCCUCAUGCUGGUGGUGUUCAAGGCAUUCGGAGUGAAGGCCUUCAUUGACAACAACCACCUGGUAGAUGUGUUGUUGAUGCUGCUACUGUAUGGCUGGGCUGUGGUGCCUCUUAUGUACCUGCUCAGCUUCUUCUUCUCCACCGCCGCUACUGCCUACACACGCCUCACCAUCUUCAACGUGAUCUCUGGCACGGCCACCUUUCUGGCUGUCUCCAUCAUGACCAUCCCAGAGUUGAACCUGCAGGACCUGUCCCGCCUCCUGGAUAAGGUGUUCCUGAUCUUCCCAAACUACUGCCUGGGCAUGUCCUUCAGCCAGUUCUACCAGAACUACCAAUUCAUCUCAUUUUGCACCUCUAGUAAACUCAGCGAGGCUUUCUGCAAGUAUUUGAACAUCACGUACCAGACAAACUACUUCUCCAUGUCGGAGCCUGGUGUGGGACGCUUCCUGGUGGCCUUCUCUAUUCAAGGUGUAGUCUACAUUAUCCUGCUGUUUGUCAUCGAGCUGCAGUGUGUCCACACUCUGCGGCGGAUCCUCACCUCGCUGGGCAGAAGACGGAAACAGUUACCUCUAAUACAGGACGCAGCACUUCUCCCAGAGGACAGGGAUGUGGCCGAUGAGAGGAAGAGGGUGUGGGAGUGCCAGCCGAUGGUGGAGUCCAUGGUUGGUAGCCCCCUCGUUAUGCAGGAGCUCAGCAAGGUGUACAGCAGCGGGCAGAAUCUCCUGGCUGUUGACAGGCUGUCUCUAGCUGUAGGGAAAGGAGAGUGUUUCGGCCUCCUGGGCUUCAACGGAGCCGGCAAGACAACGACCUUUAAGAUGCUGACAGGUGAUGAGACUGUUACCUCUGGGGACGCCUUCAUUGAUGGAUACAGCAUCUUGAGGGACAUUAAGAAGGUGCAGCAGCGUAUUGGUUACUGCCCUCAGUUUGACGCUGUGUUGGAUCACAUGACAGGAAGAGAAACUCUCUGUAUGUAUGCCAGACUCAGAGGGAUACCAGAGAGGUAUGUGUCUGGCUGUGUGGAGAACGUGUUGAGGUCACUGCUGCUGGAGCCUCAUGCUGACAAACUGGUCCGCAGCUACAGUGGGGGAAAUAAGCGGAAGCUGAGUGCAGGCAUGGCUCUGAUUGGUGGACCUCCCGUCAUCUUCCUGGAUGAGCCUUCGACAGGGAUGGACCCUGUGGCCCGAAGGCUGCUGUGGGACGCUGUUACACGCACACGGGAGUCUGGAAAGGCAAUAAUCAUCACUUCUCAUAGUAUGGAGGAGUGUGAGGCCCUUUGCACCAGACUGGCAGUGAUGGUCAACGGUCAGUUCAAGUGCCUCGGGAGUCCUCAACACCUUAAGAGCAAGUUCGGCAGUGGCUACACGCUGCUGGCUAAAGUCCACAUGGACGCUGAUUUGGAGGACAGCGACCUGCUGCUAUUUAAAGACUUCAUUGAAAGCACUUUUCCAGGAAGUCAACUGAAGGAUGCCCAUCAGGGAAUGGUGCACUAUCAUUUGACUGACAAAACACUUACUUGGGCCCAGGUGUUCGGCACUUUGGAGGCAGCCAAAGAGAAAUAUCGUAUUGAAGACUACUGCGUGAGCCAGAUAUCACUGGAGCAGGUGUUUCUCAGCUUCGCCCAGUUCCAGCACUGCAUGGAGAGUGGGAGGAAGUAAGUGGAGCGAGGGAUCCGUCCAUCCAUUGUCCAUUUUCUACUGAGUGUGUACAACGGGACCUGUGCGACUCGCCUCCGUCACAGCAGGCGUGCACACGAGCUGGGGGAACAACGUGCAGUUUAUCUCCUGCUCUCCAUUUUUACCUUGACCACUAACACACGGGGCCAGUCGCCAAAAAAGAAAAUAAUAAUCAAACGUCAGCAUUUCUACUACUGUAUCACUGUCGCUGCGUCUUCAUUGGGUCAUUCAUGACAUGUCAUGUUAUUGUCGUUGCUGUUUAUCGAGGAAGUCUGAGGAGUGGGAUUAUGAUUCUACCAAGUAAUGAACUCUGAAUACUGCACCUUUGUGAGGUCAAAGACAAUGACAGCACUCAUCAGAUAACGUCCACUACUCUUAAUCGUGUGACCGGGUUUAUUUGUGUGUGUGUGUGUGUGUGUGUGCACCUAUGAGUGAAGAGCUUGUCUUUUUUUUUGUUAUUUAUGAUUUUUUUUUUUAUAUAUCUUGAUUAUGUCACCAAGAAUUUGUGCUUUUUUUUGUGAUCAUUAAUCUCGUCGCAAGAGAAUGAACCACUCCAUUUGAUACAUUAAUGAAAUCGUUGCACACCUUUGCGCCUUAUCUGACUUAAUGAGAAUUCUUGUUUCUUUCUACAUGAAAUGCCUGGUUAUCCGUAGGAGUAUCUUAUUGUUGUUGCCAGAUGUAAAUAAUAAUGUGAUGUGUUCAUGGUACUAAAAAAAACACUUACUCUUCUGGCCGGUGCAGAACAUUUACUCAUUUAAAGACUGUGUGGUUCACAUUAAUGAAUGCAUGUGUCAAAUCUGCAGAGUGCAUGAUACUGAGGGGAAACUAGAAGGCCGUCCUCAUUGAUAAAUAAUCCUCUAAGUACAUUAAGUCCAGCCAGAGUGAAUUUAGUAAGCCUCCAUGUUUCAGAUCUCUUGAAACAAUCAUUCCAUUUUUUUUCUCCUGCAAAACAAAUUUCAGCAGCAGUGUGUUCCCAUGUGGAUAUCCAGCUAGUAAAGUUUACAUGGAAGCAACUGUGACAGCCAAAAUGUGGCUGUGGUUGCAGGAACACGAGACAACCUUAAAUAUAGUUGUGUCAGAUUGCAUGUGAUUGAUUUGGACCUAGAACAGAAACUGCACUGACCUAUGAGGUGGGUUUUUUUCCCCUCUUGCAGCUAUGCAUUUAACCCCUGUGUGUGUGAAUGUGUUAGUGAGAGAUGCACAGAGAGAAUGGCAACACAUGAUUCCUGCAUUUAUCCAGACUUAGACAGCGCUAUGAUAGUCCUUACAUAUUAAACACAAAGAGAUUGUUAUUGUGCGAUGGACACUUUGGACUUGCUGCAUCAUCUAUAAUGUAGAUCUGCUCUUGUUGGGAACGCCUGGAAAUGCAAAUUAAAAAAAGGAAUGGGUAACACAAAAAGAUGCCUUGUUGAAGGGAAGACUAAUCCACUCAAUGUUGAGUCCUCUUUUAUUUGGAUAUGCUAAGAUGCUGAAUCCUAUUUCUUUGCAAUUUGAAGGACUUGUGCAAAUCUUUGUGUUCUGUAGGAACACUUUGAAAAUCAAUUCCCCACAAAUAUAUGUUUUCCUCCAUGUCAACGAUCCCAUUUAUAACCGAGGUGGAAUUAGCAUUGAGUAUGAAAACAUUUAUUCUCCAGAAAAACAGCCAUUGACUUCACAGCAGUGAGAUGAAUGUAUUUCCUGUCUUAAACGAGUGCAAAUAGAACUCAGAAACCAACUUUUCUUUUCGUUUUUUUUUUACAGCGUCUUAUGAUUUGAACAGUUUCUUAAAGUCACCAGAUGUGUGUUUAAAAAGAGACUGACAUUCCAGAAAGGCACAGAUAUGUUGCUUUUUCGACUUUGAAGGACUAAACCUUUCAUUUAAACUUUUGUUACAUGUAUUUCUUCUAUUUGCACAAUUUCCGUCUCAUUACAUGUAUGACUUGAAUCAUCUGCAAUGUUAGAUUAUGUAGUUUGAGGAAAAUGGAAAAACCAGGUUUCGGGUGCUGAAAUUGAAGGAGUGAUUUAUUGCUGAAA